Molecule: messenger RNA, 4001 nt
Organism: Xenopus laevis (African clawed frog)
Lineage: Eukaryota; Metazoa; Chordata; Amphibia; Anura; Pipidae
Gene: crtc3.S
Product: CREB regulated transcription coactivator 3 S homeolog
Exons: 15
Coding region: 581-2569 (662 amino acids)
Biological process (GO): positive regulation of transcription by RNA polymerase II; protein homotetramerization
Cellular component (GO): cytoplasm; nucleus
Molecular function (GO): cAMP response element binding protein binding
Source: RefSeq, a predicted model, not a curated record
AGGGGCCAGGGACAGUUUCAGGCCGCCAGUAAUGUGCCAGAGCCUAGGGGAGAGACCAUUCCCAGGGCGGGGGAGUUUUCUGUGGCUGCUAGUAGCGUGCCAACGUUAGGGGAAGAGGGGGCGGUCUGUGGUUGCUAGCGAGGUGCCAAGGGGAGGAGCCUAUCCGGCGGUGGGCUGUCUCUUGCUGCCAGUGACGGGGGCGGAUACUAUGCGGGGAGGCUGAGUGGGCGGGACUCAGUUCCAGGCCUGAGUGAUCGCUGCUGUCAGGGAGUGGUUGUACAGUCGGACCCGCCGGACGUUUGAGUUUAGCAGCAACUGGAUUGUACAGACGGGGGAGCUUCCGUAGUUGUGGCCGCUGGUGGAUUUGCUCAUCCUGGAUGGCUGUGCAGAACUUGUGGGGCGGCAGUAGGCAGGGCCUCUCCUGAGCAAGUGGCAGCAGCAGCCGGACCCUCCAUGACGGGCUGAGUAGUGUCGGUCCCGCAGGGACUGUAGGAAGUGCGAGUCACCAGCGGACUCCCCUCAAUUCUCCCACAAGUAUCUCCCCCCCUCCCUCCGCAGGGAGAGGAACCCGAGCUGCGCCAUGACUGCCACCCCGGCCGCCAGCAGCUCCUCCAACCCGAGGAAAUUCAGCGAGAAGAUCGCGCUGCACAACCAGAAACAGGCCGAGGAGACGCGCGCUUUUGAUGAGCUCAUGUCAGACCUGACAGUGUCCCGGGUCCAGUUUCAAAAGGUGCAACAGUUGCGACUUCAACAAUCUAGGGCUCAGUAUUAUGGUGGCUCUUUGCCAAAUGUCAACCAGAUUGGCAGCAGUCCAACCGAUUUCCAGCCUUCUUUUCACCCUGUGGAUAAUAUACGAGGUAUGCGCCACCAUGGACUUGUGGAGAGAGUUUCCCGUAAUCGCAUUCACUCUUCUCAUCACAGACCUGUAGAGAAGCAUGGACGUCAAUGUGACAGUUCUCCGUAUGGAUCUGUUUAUCUCUCUCCCCCACCUGAUAAUAACUGGAGAAGGCAGCAGGUUCCUUGGAACGAAGAGAAACGGCCUGGAUUUAGACUUUUAUCUGCUCUUAACAGAACAAAUUCUGAUUCAGCCCUUCACACCAGUGCCUCAAGUACCAAAAUGCAGGAUCCUUUUUUGGGAGGAACCCAAGCUAUGCUGAGGGCCCCAAAACCCCCACAACGAAACCCAAGUUUACAAGAUGGUGAAAUCGACAACUUUGGAGAAGCUCUUUCAGUUUUCUCUUAUCCUACUGCUAUGAUGGAGGAGAAUAUGCUGAAUGUAUCUAAGCCACUGCCCAAGCAAAUAUGGGAAGCUCAAAAGAUCCAGUGUAUUACGUCGCGUCCAAGGUCCUGCGAGGUGCCUGGCAUCAAAGUUUUUCCAUCCUCUGAUUCAAAUGCAAGCCUGUCACAUUUUCAGGGGAGCCUUAAUACAGGAGGGUCACUGCCAGAUCUCACAAACUUGCAUUUCCCAUCCCCUCUGCCAACCCCUUUGGAUCCGGACGAUACAGCCUAUGCCAACAUUAGCGCUGAGAACAGCUCAGGUCUCCCUGCUGCCAUGACUCAUCUUGGCAUCAGUGGCUCGCCAGGUAUUCAGAACACGCGCAGUAACCCUUCCAUCCAGGCAACGAUGAACAAUAGCUCUCUUGCUUCUAAUGUCAACAACCACACACCCCAAGGCCACAACAACCAAGCACUUCAUCCAUCUCUGCGUCUCUCCUCUCUCAGCAACCCUUCUCUUCCUACCUCUGGUCUUGGAAGUUCCCCAAGACGCAGGCACACUCCUGUAAGCCCUCUGACUUUAACUCCAGGCAGCGAGUCCAACCGUAGCAUCAGCAACCAGUUCUCACCGACUAGCCCUAUGAACAUGCCAUUAAAUUCACAGGGUGUUUCUAUGGACCGAAGUCCACUUUCCCUUCCUCCCCUGGAGCCUCCACCGCCUUAUCCCUUAUAUGCAGAUCAACCCCAACCUCCGCUUCAUCAUACACACCAACAAAUGCAUGAAUCUCCAGAGUCUCAAAACUUCCAGCCUCCUUCACCAGUACCCUGUCCCCCUCUUGAUCUGAACCUGGCUAAUAGCUCACUGAGUGGAUUCUUUGGAGAUUCUUUUUUCGAUCAUCAGCAACCUACAAAGCAGGGGAAAUAUCUGUGGCAGCAGCAAGAACAGUAUGACAUGUUUGGAAGCCCAAGCAGCUCCCUUCCCAAUACUAACGCAUUCUUUGAUCCGAAUAUGAAUCUUCAGUACUCCCAAGCAUCAUUAAUGGGCCUAGGAGGCAGCCAUGGAAAUCUGCAGGAUUCUUUUCAACUGCGGCCCAAUUAUCUGUAUUCUAACUGCGGUGGGAGUGUCCCAAACAUAAUCCUUACAGAUGACUCAAGCAACAGUUUAUCAAAGGACAUUAGCAAUGCUGUUGCUGGUGUUUCUGAGCUGGGUUUUGAUGCAGAUAAUACAUUUCAGUUGGAUGAUGAGCUGAAACUUGGACCUCUGAGCCUAGAUGGGCUUAGCAUGCUAAGUGACCCAGACAUGGUUCUGCCUGACCCCUCAAUAGAGGACAGUUUCCGUUCGGACAAGCUGUGAUCCAGACUCCAAGCAGAGUACAGUCUGCACUUACAGAGAGAAAAGAGUCCGUUUGGGUAGCAGAAAGACUUGAACAUAUAUACCGUCACUAAUUUUACUUCUUAUGGUCCUUAAAAAACAGAAAUGUUGGAGCUUCCCAACCGUUAUUUAACAUUUAUAUUUUACUGGACAAGAAGGGGAAAAUGUUUUCAAAAAGGUCUGGGACAAAAUGUCUUUGUUUAAAGAAAGCCAGUAAUUUAGAGAACCACCUACAUUUCUCUGUGAAGCCACCUUUUAAAUUUUUUAAGACUACAAUGUGCCAUGGCCUUACUCUUUUUUAUCAUCAGAGACGUGCAACACAUGAACCAGUGCUCUGGAGCUCCUCUGGUAGUGAAGGAUUCAUGUAUAUGGAUAUAUGUGACCUUGCAUCUUACAUUAAAAGGAAACAAAAAGGACAUCCACCAUUAGUCAUACAGACUUGGAUAAACAUCAUUCUGUAUGUUACAUAGACUGAAACCACUGACCUCAUCCUUUGCGAAAUAAUAACUUAAUGACCAGGUUUGUUUGAACUUUGACAUGAAUUGCUGCCAACAUUGAUAUAUGGUAUGAAAUCAUACCAAAAUAACAAUAUGAAAUGAAACGUUUAGUGCCUUAAUAUUAGCCAUCUGAAUGAAACCCCAUAGCCGGAUAAUUCUAUUUUCACAGUUGUUUUUCCCUUGUGGUCCAACCUGACUAGCCUUCUAACCCAGCUCUUCUCAUUGGUUUAAACUUUUUCCUACUUAUCUUCAGAUGUCUGCUUCAUAACUACAGAACGCAAUGCUGUUUCCAACAGAAGCAGUAAAUGGAAGAGCUGAAUUUAUGGGAAAUCAGCCAAUAUAAUAUAUAGAGAGUACAAUUACGUUCAGGCGGCAUCAGCUUGUUGAUAUAUUUUUUUAAACCGGAAAUUUUUUAAUAGUAAAUAUUGGUCUUCCUUGACCAAAUUACUCAUUGGGUUAAUCACCAGCCAGUUUCUAUGGACAUACAAAACAAUCAAAUCUCCCUUUAUUCUAGAUUUUUACAAUCAUCUAUAAUGCCUUUUUAUUUUUUUAAUAUGGCAUAAUUUGGAUUUGAAAGUAGCCAUAUAUUAAUCCUACAAAUGACUCGUGGGAAACCUUAUGUAAUUUGUUAAUCCCACUGGCAAAAUACUUGCCAUAGGAAAGAGUGCAAUAGGCUAACACUAUCAGUGUAAUUGUGUUUCUGAGAAAUCCUUUUCACUGUGCAGUAGUGCCUUGCUCCAGCAUCCCACAAGCUUUCUUCACAAAUCUGUGUGUUUGUCACAUGUGUAGUACAGUUGUUUUUGCUUUAGAAUAGUCCAGUGAUUUGCCAUUACCAGGGGUUUAAUUGUAGCUUGUUUUUUCCACAGGCCAAGGAUCAACCCCGUGUGGCGUUAGCCUUUACCCAGUGAGAUUAUUUU